CACUGUGUUUGUUGGCAGUUGCCAAGACCACUCGAGAGCUGGAGCUGGUGUGGUACGAGCACGACCCCGUCAAGAUGUACCGGGGCCUCCAGCUACCACAGUUCCAAGUGAAGAGCAUCAGAAUGGACACAUGUGCCCUGUCCUUCCAUAUUGGUAACUACAGUUGCCUGGAAGCUGUGUUUGAGCUGCAACGUAACUUAGGCUACCACCUGGUACAGUCCUACCUGCCCACCUCCCUGAUCGUGGUGGUGUCGUGGGUCAGCUUCUGGCUUGAUGUAGACGCUAUAGCUCCUCGCGUCACCCUGGGGGUCACAACCCUCCUCACCGUCUGCUCCGAGUCUUCUGCCUUCAGGGAUAAGAUACCUGCAGUGUCGUACGUAAAGGCGCUGGACAUCUGGAUGGCCUCGUGCACCGCCUUCGUGUUCCUGGCACUGUUGGAGUUCACAUUGGUCAACUAUCUGGGCAGACACAGACGCAGACUCCUCUGCUCCAUCCCCUCCCAAGCCAUCUACCCACACUAUACGCUCAGGCAUCACCACCAGCAUCACCAACAGUAUCACCACCAGCAUCACCACCAGCAGCACCACCAAAAUAACCACCAGCAUCGCCACAACAAAGCUACAGAACACAUGUGUUUUAAUGUUUUAAUUAAACCUUCAGCUUAAACAAGCACUUUAUCUUUUUGCUAAUAGGUAAAAGUAAAUGUCAGUGACAUGUGGCAUUAUUUGUUCAUAACCAACACCAUCUGUUCAGAA
Cherax quadricarinatus is the source of this 755-nucleotide messenger RNA. The record is from RefSeq and is a predicted model, not a curated record. Lineage: Eukaryota; Metazoa; Arthropoda; Malacostraca; Decapoda; Parastacidae.